This is a messenger RNA of Paramuricea clavata, 1934 nucleotides long. The record is from the annotation of a GenBank genome assembly. NCBI's taxonomy places the organism in Eukaryota, Metazoa, Cnidaria, Anthozoa, Malacalcyonacea, Plexauridae.
AUGGAUGGACACGAUAAGUUUGAUGAAAGAUGUCUUCCUCCCAAAGAGAAAUUUUACAGCGGAUUAACAGGAGAAGAUAUUAGCGACAAAAAUUACGAACGUUUGGUAACGGACACGCUGAUAUUAUCCGACGUGAUCGAAAAUUUCCGAAAACAAAGUAGGAAGAUGUACGGUUUGGAUCCUCCGUGGUAUUUUACAUCCCCGGGAUUAUCGUGGGACGCAUGUCUGAAAAUGACUAGGAUAGUCUUACAACUAAUUACCAACAAAAAAAUGAACAAAUUCAUCGAAGAGGGAAUUCGCGGCGGUGUGAGUACGGCAGUGAUGCGAUACGGAGUCGCCGAUAAUAAGUACGUUGGUAUUUCGGAUAUUCCGGAAGGUGUCAUAGAAUUAAUGAAAGAAUUGGAUUUACGGAUUCGGAACGAUCCGACAGAUAUCGACGGAAAAGUUUUAGAUUUCGAAAACAGACUCUGUAAAUUUUUAUCGAAUUAUAGUCAGGAAGAGGACGAUAAGAUUAUGACAUACGUGAGUAAAAAUCUUACGAGAUGGGUAACCAAUCUUCGCAACCCAAAAACCCGACGUUCCGUCCAUAUUCAUUUCGUAUCUGGAUGCGAAUAGUCUGUACGCGUACGCCAUGAGUCAACCCUUACCUUACGGAGGCUUCGAAUGGAUGUCGGAAGAUUUACUGGAAAAUCGGGACCGACUUCCGGAGGGAAAAGGUUGUUUUCUAAAAGUGGAUUUAAAAUAUCCGAAAGAACUUCACGACUUCCACAGCGACUAUCCGCUCGCUCCCGAAAGGAUAAUGACGGAAAGCGGUACGUUAAAAUUAGCACCGAAUUUAGGAGACAAAAAAGAAUAUGUCGUCCACGCAAGGAAUUUAAAAUUUUAUCUGGAUCACAGGAUGAAAUUAACGAAGAUUCACGAGGGACUCAUGUUUUCGGAAAAACCGUGGAUGUCUGAAUAUAUUCAUAUGAACAUCGAAUUUUGUAAAAAAGCCACGACGGAUUUCGAAAAAGAUUUUUACAAACUGAUGUGUAAUGCUGUUUUUGGGAAGACAAUGGAGAACGUGAGAAACCGUACGGAUAUUUGUCUCGUCAACGACGAAAAACAAUGAAACAAGUUGGCGAGAAAACAAAAUUUCGAGAGUGCGACGAUCUUUUCGGAAGAUCUGGUUGCAUCCCACAUGAAAAAGACCGAGACUUUUUUGAACAAACCUAUUUACGUGGGAGCCGCAAUUCUAGAACUGAGCAAAUUACAUAUGUACAAAUUUUUCUACGACUAUCUCAAACCGAAAUUUGGAGAGAACGUGAGACUAAUGUACACGGAUACGGAUUCGUUCAUCUUACACGUGGGAACCGAAGACUUUUUCAAAGACAUUUCGAACGACGUGGACGAAUGGUUCGAUACGAGUAGUUUCCCAAAAUCCCAUCCAUCGAGAGUUCCGUGCAGAAAGAAUAAGAAAGUAUUGGGAAUGAUGAAAUUCGAAAUGGCCGCCAAACAGAUUAAUGAAUUUGUCGGUCUGAGAGCGAAAUUAUAUUUGUUCAAGUUGGAUGGUGACAAGGAAGAAAAGAAAGCGAAAGGAAUUAAGAAGGCCACAAUCAAGAAAACUUUAAAAUUUGAGGAUUACAAGAACUGUCUUUUUACGGGCGAGAAACAAUGGCGCGAAAUGGAUACCAUCCGUAGUCGAAAACAUAUCAUUCAUACGGAAAGGGUGAGUAAAGUCACGUUAUCCACCGACGACGACAAGAGAGUUAUUUGCGAAGAUCAAAUUCACACGUUGGCCAUCGGUUACAAAGGAGCCAGUAAGACUUGAAUUUACUGACGAAUAAAUUCAAGUAAAAUUGAAGGACGUUCUGUGGAAUCUUACGAGUAAGACUUGACAGCAACCCAAGUAAAUUUUUGAGUAUGUACUGUAGGACCUUACAAGCAAGACUUGA